AUGAGCAGUGAUGCCGAGAUGGCCCACUAUGGGCCGGCAGCCAUCUUUCUCCGCAAACCUGAGAAGGAAAGAGUCGAGGCUCAGAACCGACCGUUUGAUGCUAGAACAGCCUGCUUUGUGCCCGAUGCCAAGGAGCUGUACAUCAAAGGUCUCAUCCAGAGCAAAGAAGGUGGCCAAGUCACCGUGAAGACUGAAGCUGAUGAGACUGUAACAGUCAAGGAGGAAGAUUGCCAUCCUAUGAAUCCCCCAAAGUACGACAAGAUUGAGGACAUGGCCAUGAUGACCCACCUCAAUGAGCCCUCUGUGCUGUUUAACCUCAAAGAUCGUUAUGCAGUGUGGAUGAUUUAUACCUACUCCGGGCUCUUCUGUGUCACUGUAAACCCCUACAAGUGGCUGCCGGUGUACGACCCAAAGGUGGUGGCGGCCUACAGAGGGAAGAAGCGCAUGGAGGCACCGCCACAUAUUUUCUCCGUCUCUGAUAAUGCAUAUCAAAAUAUGCUAACAGAUCGUGAAAACCAGUCUGUCCUGAUCACUGGAGAAUCUGGUGCAGGGAAAACCGUCAACACCAAGCGUGUCAUCCAGUACUUUGCGACAAUCGCAGUGGCUGGUGGCGACAAGAAAGAGCAGUCAUCUAGUAAAAUACAGGGUACGCUGGAAGAUCAAAUCAUUUCAGCGAACCCUUUGCUGGAGGCCUUUGGGAAUGCUAAGACUGUGAGGAAUGACAACUCCUCACGAUUUGGUAAAUUCAUCAGAAUUCACUUUGGAACGACAGGAAAACUGGCUUCUGCUGAUAUUGAAACCUAUUUGCUGGAGAAGUCGAGAGUGACGUUCCAGUUGUCUGAAGAGAGGAGCUACCACAUCUUCUAUCAGAUAAUGACUGGCCACAAAUCAGAGCUUAUAGGAAUGCUUCUCAUAACAACAAACCCAUAUGACUUCCCCAUGGUCAGUCAGGGGCAGAUCACUGUGGCCAGCAUCGACGACAAAGAAGAGCUGUUGGCCACUGAUAAUGCCACUGAUGUCUUGGGCUUCACCAACGAAGAGAAAAUGUCCAUCUACAAGCUGACCGGCGCUGUGCUGCAUUACGGGAACAUGAAGUUCAAGCAGAAGCAGCGGGAGGAGCAGGCGGAGCCCGAUGGCACCGAGGUGGCAGACAAAGUGGCUUUCCUCAUGGCUUUGAACUCUGCUGACUUGUUGAAAGCCCUCUGCUACCCCAGAGUGAAAGUGGGGAAUGAAUACGUCACCAAGGGCCAGACAGUCCCCCAGAUCACCAAUGCAGUUGGUGCUCUGGCCAAGUCCGUCUAUGAGAAGAUGUUCUUAUGGAUGGUUAUACGAAUCAACGAGAUGCUGGACACGAAGCAGUCGAGGCAGUUCUUCAUCGGGGUGUUGGACAUCGCUGGAUUUGAAAUAUUUGAUUACAACAGCAUGGAGCAACUCUGCAUUAAUUUCACCAACGAGAAGCUGCAACAGUUUUUCAACCACCACAUGUUUGUUUUGGAGCAAGAGGAAUACAAGAAAGAGGGGAUUGACUGGGAGUUCAUUGACUUCGGUAUGGACUUGGCAGCCUGCAUUGAGCUCAUUGAAAAGCCAAUGGGCAUCUUCUCCAUCCUUGAAGAGGAGUGUAUGUUCCCCAAGUCCUCAGACACUUCUUUUAAGAACAAACUCUAUGACCAGCAUCUUGGAAAAAACAAUGCUUUCCAAAAGCCAAAGGUGGUCAAAGGGAAGCCGGAGGCUCACUUCACUCUGAUGCACUACGCCGGCACUGUGAACUACAACAUCACCGGCUGGCUGGAGAAGAACAAAGACCCUCUGAAUGAGUCUGUGGUGCAGCUUUACCAGAAGUCAUCAAUGAAACUGCUGUCUUUCUUGUAUGCUUCAUUUUCUGGUGAUGAAGCAGAGUCGGGCGGAGACGCUGGUGGCAAAGGUGCAAAGAAAGGAGCGAAGAAGAAGGGCGGCUCGUUUCAGACUGUGUCUGCUGUUUUCAGGGAAAAUCUCGGAAAACUAAUGACCAACUUGAGGGGCACCCAUCCUCACUUUGUGCGUUGCCUGAUUCCAAAUGAGAUUAAAACACCAGGCAUCAUGGACAACCACCUGGUCAUCCACCAGCUGCGCUGUAACGGCGUGCUGGAGGGCAUCAGGAUCUGCACGAAGGGAUUCCCCAGCAGGAUUAUUUAUGCUGACUUCAAGCAGAGGUACAAGAUCCUGAACACCAGUGCCAUCCCUGAGGGACAGUUCAUCGAUGGAAAGACAGCUGCUGAGAAGGUUCUUGGUUCGAUUGAUCUUGAUCACACUCAGUACAGAUUUGGGGCCACAAAGGUCUUCUUCAAAGCUGGCUUACUCGGCACUCUGGAGGAGCUGCGAGAUGAAAAACUGGUUUCUCUCGUGACCCAGACUCAAGCAUUGUGUCUUGGUUAUCUCAUGAGAAAAGAAAUCUCCAAAUUAACGGCUCAAAAAGACUGCAUCUGGAUUCUGCAGUAUAACCUGCGCUCGUUCAUGAGUGUGAAGCACUGGCCGUGGAUGAAGCUGUUCUUUAAAAUAAAGCCACUUCUAAAAAGCGCAGAGACCGGAAAGGAGAUGGCGACCAUGAAAGAGGACUUUGUCAAAGGUAAAGAGGAUCUGGUAAAGUCAGAGUCCAAGAGGAAGGAACUUGAAGAGAAAAUGGUUUCUCUUUUGCAGGAGAAAAAUAACCUCCUUCUGCAAGUACAAUCUGACUCAGAAAAUCUUUGCGAUGCAGAGGAGAAAUGUGAAAGCUUGAUCAAGAGCAAAAUCCAGCUGGAGGCAAGACUCAAAGAGGUGACCGAGAGGCUGGAGGAUGAGGAGGAAAUAAACGCUGAGCUGACCGCCAAGAAGCGGAAGCUCGAAGACGAAUGCUCUGAGGUUAAAAAAGACCUCGAUGACCUGGAGAUAACUCUGGAUAAAGUGGAGAAGGAGAAACAUGCCACAGAAAACAAGGUUAAAAACCUAAUGGAGGAGCUGGCCGCUCAGGAUGAAAACAUCGGCAAACUGACCAAAGAGACGAGAGCCCUUCAGGAGGCUCAUCACCGGGCUCUGGAUGAUCUUCAGGUUGAGGAAGACAAAGUCAACACUCUGACCAAAGCCAAGGCGAAGCUGGAACAGCAAGUGGAUGAUCUGGAGGGUUCACUGGAGCAAGAAAAGAAGAUCCGCAUGGACCUGGAGAGAGCCAAGAGGAAGCUGGAGGGGGAUCUGAAACUAGCUCAAGAAUCCCUGAUGGACCUGGAAAAUGACAAACAACAAUCUGAGGAGAAGAUUAAGAAGAAAGAAUUCGAGAACAACCAGCUGCUCAGCAAAAUUACAGACGAGCAAAUGAUUAAUAACCAGCUUCAGAAGAAGAUGAAGGAGCUCAAUGCUCAUAUUGAAGAGCUAGAGGAAGAGGUCGAGGCUGAGCGAGCCGUCCGGGCGAGGAUCGAGAAGCAGAGGUGUGAUCUGUCCAGGGAGCUGGAGGAGAUCAGCGAGAGGCUGGAGGAGGCCGGAGGAGCCACCUCCGCUCAGAUUGUGAUGAACAAGAAACGCGAAGCCGAAAUCCUCAAACUGCGGCGCGACCUUGAGGAGUCCACGCUGCACCACGAGGCCACGACCGCCGCGCUGCGCAGGAAGCAGGCGGACAGCAUGGCCGAGCUGGGAGAGCAGAUCGACAACCUCCAGAGAAUCAAACAGAAACUGGAAAAGGAAAAGAGUGAGAUGAGGAUGGAGAUCGAUGAUUUGUCCGGUAAUAUGGUAACAGUUGCAAAAACUAAGGUUCAUCUGGAGAAGACGUGUCGCUCACUUGAAGAUCAGCUUAUGGAGCUAAAGACCAAGAGUGAUGAAAACAUGCGACAAAUGUAUGAUCUCACCAAUCAGAGGGCUCGUUUUCAAACUGAGAAUGCUGUAUAUUCUCGACAAAUAGAAGAGAGAGAGAGUCUCAUCUCCCAGCUGACGAGAGGAAAACAUGGAUUCACGACGCAGAUUGACGAGUUAAAGAGACGGAUCGAGGAGGAAACAAAGGCUAAAAAUGCUUUGGCUCACAGUUUAAAGUCGGCCAAUCACGACUGUGAUCUCCUACGGGAGCAGUUUGAAGAGGAGCAGGAGGCCAAAGCUGAGCUGCAGCGCAAUUUGUCCAAAGCCAACAGCGAGGUCGCUCUGUGGAGGAACAAAUAUGAGACUGAUGCCAUCCAACGCACCGAGGAGCUGGAGGAAGCAAAAAAAAAACUCGCCCAGCGUCUUCAAGAGGCUGAAGAACAAAUCGAAGCGGUGAAUUCAAAGUGUGCCUCGCUGGAGAAAACAAAACAGAGACUUCAGAAUGAGAUGGAGGAUCUCAUGGUGGACGUGGAAAAAUCCUACAGCUUAGCCGCCACCCUCGACAAGAAGCAGAUGAGCUUUGACAAGAUUCUUGUCGAGUGGAAGCAGAAGUACCAGGAGUCUCAGGCUGAGCUUGAAAGCGUUCAGAAAGAGUCUCGAUCUCUGAGCACUGAGCUUUUCAAACUGAAGAACUCCUACGAAGAAACGCUGGAUCGUUGGGAGACGAUGAAAAGGGAAAAUAAAAACCUUCAACAGGAGAUCUCAGACCUGACGGAACAACUCGGGGAGAGCGGGAAGACGAUUCAUGAGCUGGAGAAGUUCAAGAAGCAGGUGGAGACGGAAAAAUAUGACAUGAAAACAUCUCUGGAAGAAGCUGAGGCCUCCCUGGAACAAGAGGAGUCCAAGAUCCUGCGUGCGCAGAUGGAGCUGAACCAAGUGAAGGCUGAAGCCGACAGAAAAGUGGUGGAGAAAGACGAGGAGAUCGACCAGCUGAAGAGGAACAACCAGAGAGUGAUGGAGUCCAUGCAGGCUACUCUGGACGCCGAGAUCCGCAGCAGGAACGACGCGCUGGGAGUGAAGAAGAAGAUGGAGGGCGACCUGAAUGAGAUGGAGGUCCAGCUGAGUCACGCUAACAGGCAGGCAGCCGAGUCCCAGAAACAACUGAGGAACAUCCAGGGGCAACUCAAGGACGCCCAAAUCCACCUGGAGGACUCCGUCAGAGGGCAGGAUGAUAUGAAGGAGCAGGUCGGUGUGAUGGAGCGGAGGACGGCGUUGAUGCAGGUGGAGGUUGAAGAACUGCGAGCCAUCGUGGAACAGGCAGAGCGUAGCUGCAAAACGUCUGAACAGGAACUGGUUGAUGCCAGCGAGCGUGCAGGACUUUUACAUUCUCAGAAUACCAGUCUCCUACACACCAAGAAGAAGCUCGAGGCGGAUGUUAUUCAGCUUCACUCUGAGAUAGUGGAAGCCGUUCAAGAGUCCAGGAACGCUGAGGAGAAGGCCAAGAAAGCUAUCACUGAGGCCGCCAUGAUGACUGAAGAGCUGAGGAAAGAGCAGGACACAAGCGCUCACCUGGAGAGGAUGAGGAAGAACCUGGAGGUGACGGUGAAAGACCUGCAGCACCGAUUAGACGAGGCUGAGAACUUGGCCAUGAAGGGCGGAAAGAAGCAGCUUCAGAAACUGGAGGCUAGAGUCCGUGAGCUGGAAAACGAGCUGGAAGUGGAGCAGAAACGCUCGACGGAGGCCAUCCAAGGAGUCCGUAAAUAUGAAAGGAAAGUCAAAGAGCUCAGCUAUCAGUCUGAGGAAGACAAGAAAAACAACAUUCGACUGCAGGAUUUGGUAGACAAGCUCCAGAUCAAAAUGAAGUCCUACAAACAACACGCCGAAGAAACUGAGGAGCAGUCUAACAUGCAAAUAGCCAGAUUCAGGAAAGCUCAGCACGAGCUGGAGGAGGCUGAAGAGAGAGCUGACGUGGCCGAAUCUCUGGCCAAUAAGAUGCGAGCAAAGAGCCGAGAAAUUGGGACGAAGGCACAAGAAGGACAGGGCGAGUUGCUGAAUGUUGGACUUUAACUCUCUGAACACCAGCAGAGGCAAACGUGCAUGGCAGAAAUGUUUGAGAGCAAUUAUAUAAAGUAGUUUACCAUAUUAAUUUCAUAACGUAUUAACUCAUCAAAUUGUUUUACUAAAAUAAAUUAGCGAUCAUCCUUAAUAUAAGUACACACUGUCAUAUAUGUAUACUGUACAGUAUAUAUGUAAGGGAUAAUGUACAGCAAGCCGGUCCACCCCUCCGCUUCUCUCAUCGCCCUGAAGGGUUUUCUUUCACAACAAUGACUCGCUAGCGGUACAUUAUCCCGCUUAUUACACAGCUACUUACUUAAAGAAAUCAAUAAUUCAACACAAAAACGAUCCGCCAGAGUCCGACAUCAGAGCUGCGCCCAUAGCAACAGUCUGCUAUACAUAGUACGGGCGGUUAUAUAGAAAUUACACAUUCAUGCAGAAAUAAGCUGAAUAUUCUCUUUGACUCCCCUAACAUGUUUUGAGGGUCUUACAACUGCUAUUUUGGUGGAUAAAGCAGACUGAGGUGAUUGGUGGCCGGACACCGACGGCCAGACAACCUUUAAAAGUGGAUUUGCAGAGGAUUGAUUAUAUUCCUUUUUGAGGAUUAUUGCAGGCAGCUGGUGCGGAAAUAAAGGCUGAGUGGGAUACAGUUGUUUUAACAAUGAGACUGUGGCGACGCUCCAAAGGAAACAGAGGUGCAUUGUUAUUCAUGUGUGAGGCUGCCCGUGAUCUUCAGUGUCGACCAAUCACAGCUCACAGUGAAUACUCCUGUCAGGCUAACAUUUCGACUGAAGCUUUUGUUGGAGGUUACCGAGUCCUGUAGCUGUAAUGUCACAGCAAGGUGAGCUAAGGAACGGGGUUCUAACAAAACGUCUGCAGAAUUUAGGCUUCACUUUAAUUGCACAGUUGAUAUCAGCAAACAUUUCUUCCAUCAGAGUCCCUUUGAACUCGUGUCACCUCGUUUUUCCUUCCUGAAAAUGCUUAUAAAAAUCAUGAAACACCAAGGAACAUAUAAACCUUUUAAACCACAUAAAACUUGAUCAUGUGUGGAUGUUACAACAAGGAUUUUCAUUUAGGGAGAGCUUGAAGGUUAUAGGAAAUGAGAAGAGAAGGCUGGGAAGUCUUGAUUCAGUGAGUUUUGCAAUUUUUCUGAAGUGGUGAAUAAAAAGUUAAUUAUUUAAAUUACUGAAGGGAUCCUAUUAAUUUAAUUUUUGUCUCUUGUUAUUUAAUUAUUUAAUAAAAAAAUUCCUUUUGUUUCAAUGUUUGUUGCAAUAAACAUGUG
Molecule: messenger RNA, 7129 nt
Organism: Sebastes umbrosus (honeycomb rockfish)
Lineage: Eukaryota; Metazoa; Chordata; Actinopteri; Perciformes; Sebastidae
Product: myosin heavy chain, fast skeletal muscle-like
Exons: 39
Coding region: 1-5859 (1952 amino acids)
Cellular component (GO): myosin complex
Molecular function (GO): ATP binding; cytoskeletal motor activity; actin filament binding
Source: RefSeq, a predicted model, not a curated record